AUGACGCUUCCGGAUUUGGAUAUGGAUAUCGACCUGAUGGGUGCCCAGCCCGCUCUGUUCAAGCUUUAUACCCAACUUGCCUUGUUCUUUCCGCUGUCGGAGGGGCUGGUACCAGCGUCACGGGAUGGGAUUACUGCGAUCAUCACCACCGGAUUGGCAGAGCUAGCAAAGACUUUCCCGUGGGUUGCUGGUCAGGUCGUCAACGUCCACGCAAAUUCUCAUCACUCCGAUUCCGAAUCCAAGGCCGCGCCCCUUUACAGGAUCCGGCCGUACGAACCGGUGCCGCAAUGUAUCGUACGAGAUUAUACUUCCGAUGCGGAGAUACCCAGCGCGUCGCAGAUCAUAGAUGCGGGUUUCCCGAUGAAGAUGUUGGGUGAGCGGGUUUGGGCGCCGUGUCCUACGCUCGCUGCUUUGGGGUUUGAUCCGAGGGAAGCGUCUGGGAAGGAUGAUCGACCUGCUCCGGUGAUGCUUGUGCAGAUCAGUUAUAUCCGUGGUGGUAUGGUGCUUUGUGUUAAUUUGCAACAUAAUGUGUGCGAUAUGAUGGGACAGGCGGCUGUGAUAGGCUGGUUGUCCAAGGCAUGUCGAGGUGAGGAGUUCACUGAAGAGGAGCUCAAGGUAGGUAAUAUGGUAAGAACGGGUGUUGUACCGCUUAUCGAGGAUGAGGGCUGGGACCCUGGAAUGGAACUGCAGAACCAGCUUUUUCCUCCAGCUCCCACGGUUGUCAAAGAGCUAGAUACCGCCGAGUCAACGGUUACUGGAGCACCUGUCAACUGCAGCUGGAUGUACUUCGACUUCUCAGCAUCGUCCUUAAAGUCACUAAAGCACCUCGCAACAACCACACUUCCCCAAGACUCCACCAGCUUCAUAUCAACCGACGACGCCCUCUCCGCUUUCAUCUUCCUCUCCGUUCUACGCGCAAGACAAACACGCCUACCCCCUAACAUAUCAACGACCUUCGCACGAGCUGUGGAUGCCAGACGCUACCUAAACAUCCACCCCGACUACCCCGGCAUACUCCAAAACAUGACAUACACCACCUACACACUAUCCACCCUCCUCUCCACUCCUCUCGGCCACAUCGCCGCCACCAUGCGCCAAUCCAUCGACCCCAAAACCUCAGACCUCGCACGGCGAACACGCUCUCUCGCCACGUUCCUCGCCCAAUCACCAGCCAAUGCAGCGAAAACUAGUCCGACAGCUACCCUCGAUAUGAGCGUGGAUAUUGCGCUUAGCUCGUGGACCAAAGUACCGGCUUAUGAGUGGGAUUUUGGACUCGGGCUGGGUCCUGCGGUUGCUGUCCGCAGACCGGGCUUUGUGCCUGUAGAGGGACUGAUGUAUUUGAUGCCGAAGAGUAGGGAUGGGAGUGUGGCUGUUGCGAUGUGUUUGCGAGAGGAGGAUUUAGAAUGUCUGAGGCGGGAUGGGGAGUGGGUGAGGGUGGCUAGGUGUAUUGGUUGA
Molecule: messenger RNA, 1455 nt
Organism: Alternaria hordeiaustralica
Lineage: Eukaryota; Fungi; Ascomycota; Dothideomycetes; Pleosporales; Pleosporaceae
Exons: 1
Coding region: 1-1455 (484 amino acids)
Source: RefSeq, a predicted model, not a curated record